UCGCGCCACAGAUGUCAAUUACCGGGUCCCAGCCAGUAAUUAUCGAGCAUCUCCGAUGAGGAGGGAGAUUGUUUUGUUUACAAACAAUCUUCCUCUCUGUCAGCUCGAGCACACUGCUUGGGAUGGCUGUGCACAGUACAGCCAUCACGAUCAGUGUGCUUACAGGGAAGAACACCCCCCGUCCCCUAGUAAAACACUCCCAGCACACAGUUAACCCUUUGAUCACCCCUCACAUUAACCCCUUCCUGCCCAGUGCCAUUAGUACAGUGUCAGUGCUUUUUUUUUUUAGCACUGAUCACUGAUCACUGUAUUGAUGUCAGUGGCAGUUAGUCAGUUACCCCCAGUGUCAGAAUGCCUGCCGCAGUCUUUCAGUCCAGUUAUAAGUUCCUGA
Staurois parvus is the source of this 391-nucleotide messenger RNA. NCBI's taxonomy places the organism in Eukaryota, Metazoa, Chordata, Amphibia, Anura, Ranidae. The record is from the annotation of a GenBank genome assembly.